Helobdella robusta is the source of this 1632-nucleotide messenger RNA. RefSeq lists its product as hypothetical. NCBI's taxonomy places the organism in Eukaryota, Metazoa, Annelida, Clitellata, Rhynchobdellida, Glossiphoniidae. The record is from RefSeq and is a predicted model, not a curated record. Bases 1 to 1632 code for a protein of 543 amino acids. The transcript has 8 exons. Gene Ontology annotation, molecular function: cAMP response element binding; DNA-binding transcription factor activity, RNA polymerase II-specific. Gene Ontology annotation, biological process: regulation of transcription by RNA polymerase II.
AUGACCCAUAGCGGUCACGUGAACUAUAUAGAUACUAUAACUAGCAUCGACCAUAUAAAUAAACAUUACAUUCGCAACAACGACAUCAACAACAACAUCAACAUCAACAACAACAUCAACAACAACAGCAACAAAAUUUAUAACAUUGACACCUGCAACUUUACUCCAACUACCACAAUUAAAUCGGCAAUCUAUGUUGCAGAAGCAACAACAACAACAACGACAACAUUUUCACAACUACAUUUAGUGACUACUACAACUUCAUUAGCAGCUGCCGCAGCAACUUCAUUGGCGACAGCAACGACCACAUCUUCAUCUGGUUUGGUUCCAAUGUUAUGUGUCGAUCAAGAUAGUUUUGUUGUGGCUGAUGAUGUUGCGAUAGAUUUGACCUUGAGAAAAAAUAAACAUCUUGAUCAACAAAACAACAACAACAACCGUAUAAACGACAAUUAUAUUUGCAAUGAUAUAAAGGAAAAUAUGAAUGAUGAAAACAACGACAACAUCAACAACGACGUCAUCAACAACAACAUCAUCAACAACAACAUCAUCAACAACAACAACAACAACAUCAACAACAUCAACUUCAACCCUGAUAUCAAUACUGACGUGUACACCGACUACUUCAAGAUACAUUUUGGAGCGUCUGGCUUGCCAAACUUAUUUUACGAACAUCAAAAACAACAACAUCAACAACAACAACAACAAUAUUAUUAUCAAUACCCACAACAACAAUAUCACGAACAACAACAAUGUCAUUAUCAAUACCAACAACAACUACAAUAUCAUGAACAACAACAACUGCAGCUCUUGUAUCAACAACCACAUCUACAAAAAGAACAACAACAGCAUGAACUUUUUACCCAACCGCCCACCAGAGGCUAUUUGAAUUUAACUGAAGAAGAAAAGGAGACCAUGAUUGCAGAAGGUUUCAGCAUACCGUAUCGUCUGCCUCUGACGCAGAACGAAGUGAAGUGUCUGAAGAAGAUAAGAAGGAAAAUAAAGAAUAAAUUAUCAGCUCAAGAAAGUCGCCGAAAAAAAAGGGAGUACAUUGACGUGAUUGAGUCCAGAAUGCAACAGUACCGGGACGAAAAUGUGCACCUAUUGAGGAAAGUCGAAUUACUGAAAGAACAAAAUAGGAGUCUCUCCUCCCAAUUAGAAUCCAUUCGGGAUCGUGUGCAUCUUUUGGAGCCAUCCAAGCAAGGAGCAUGCUUCAUGAUUUUAGUUCUUUGCUUUGCCGUCUGUAUCGGAAACUGGAAGUAUCCGUGCCUUUGGAACGUUGGGUACAGCAAGGCUCUGACGUCAUCAAUACCCGCCCGCCAUUUUUCAGGGAUGGUCAAUUUGGGCCCCCAUCUGCCUGGCAUGGUGAUGGCUUAUAGUAAGGAUGUGCUGUCGAAAGAUGUCGGACCGAAUAUAGAGCUACCGAUGAUUGAUACCAAGUACAGAUUUAACGCCAACUCGAGAAUGAUAUUCGAAGACGAUACCGACUCAAUACCGGAACAGGUUAACAAUCCGAUGCCAAUCGAUCCGGAUGUAGGAAUGGGAAUAGUAGAGUACAUGCCGCAAAUUUUUAGCCGGUAUCCGAUAUUGCCCGUUACAUUAUCGUGCCGAGUCAACGAGUCUGAUUUAUUUUGA